AUGGAAAUAGAUCCAUUGUCCUUCUCAAUUCCCGAUACGAUCAUGACUUCUCUUCUUGCAGGUAGUCUGUUCUUGGUCGCCAUCUUUAUCAUUGUAUUCAGCACCUCUUGUUACAAGUAUCUUGGUUCAUCAUCGGCUGUAGCUCGUAAACGUUCAUCAUCAGAAAACAACAACAACAUGAAACGAAAUCAAUGCAUCAUGAUUGGACUCAUUCUCAUACUCGUAAUUAUUCAAGUGCUUGGCCUCCUAUGUCGAGGUAUAUGGAACUCGAUCAGCAUGUCCAUCGUUUUGCAAGCAAAAGACUAUGUUGCGAAUCAUUAUGCUUCAAAUUCAUCUCUCUACUUGGAAACAUUUGUGUAUGAAAAUAGUUCAUUGGUCAUUAACGAUGGUUCUGUAAUUCCAUACUCCAAGUUACAAGGAAUGAGUGCCAUGCUCAGUUUUGAAUUGUUUUUCACCUUAUCGAAUUUGAGUGUCCUCAUGUUGAUCAUGUGUUUCAUUGGAAAUGUAUUCAUUCGAACAGUUCAAAUGACCAGCACUCAAAAGUCAUUCCUAGGUACCGGCUACACGAGAGCAAGAAUCCUUUUCAAUGUGUUAACUAUAACUUUCUCAUUUACAGUCUGGAUAGUGGUUUGGAUUAUUGCUAUCGUGCGCUAUUUCACUAAAAUGAAACUAGUUCAAGAUUUUCAAAUGCUACUGUGUGCGAUUGGAUAUUCCAUCUUUCUUGUUCAAAUUUGCCUACAGUUAGCUGCAACCAUUGUCGUCUCCAUCAAAAUGUUGAAAGUUAUCAAUUUCAAUCGAUCCAAACAUCAGCAUAACAACUCCCAAACGAAACAAGCAUUCAUUAAGGUAGUCGUGUUACAAAUCACUCUCACGCUUUGUGCCUUUCUUCAAAUCAUUGCAAUGGGUUUUGGAGCUGUCAUUGUUGAGUGGAAAUAUUUCCAUUGGUUCUAUUUAAUUCUCAAUAAUUUAGGAGUUUUGUUAUUUGCAGUGGUUUCAUUGGCCUUGUAUCAUCCCAUCUUUCAUUUCAAAAAUUCCACAACUGUCAAUUCCACAACUUUACAUACGCAGCAAGGAAAAUCACCUCAGGAGCAGAUGACGCAUGAACAGUUGAACGGCAAAAAGCAACAAGUUGGGACUUCCAGCCAUGUGUGA
Naegleria lovaniensis is the source of this 1152-nucleotide messenger RNA. RefSeq lists its product as uncharacterized. The transcript is spliced from 2 exons. Bases 1 to 1152 code for a protein of 383 amino acids. NCBI's taxonomy places the organism in Eukaryota, Heterolobosea, Eutetramitea, Acrasida, Naegleriidae. The record is from RefSeq and is a predicted model, not a curated record.